AUGUCAUUUUCAUUAGAAAAGUCGAAAAUUAUUACAUUAUUUGAAAAACAUACUACUUUAACUCCACUUGAAAUAGAUCAGCCUAGAAUUCAUGGAGCACAAUUCAACUUAAUCUAUUUUAUCACUCUUGCAGUUGUACCUUCAACAGAAUUCACAAGCACUCAUUUCUUUCUUCGUCUAUCAAAACCAUUACAUCCUCGAAUUAAAACACAGAAUGAAGUUGGUUGGCUUACUUUUCUUAGGAAAUACUCAAACUUAAAAGUACCAAAAGUGUUAUUUUGGAGCGACUCUACAAAUGAACUUGGUUAUGAGUACACUGUUGUGGAAAAAUUACCAGGCGAAUCGCUUUGUAAUAUCUGGGAAACAAUCGAUCCACAACAUAUUGUUCAACAAGUGGUCGAUAUCGUAUUAAAAUUAAGAGUAUUGACGGAAGAUGUUCCUUGUAAUUGGUUUGGUGGAAUGACAGCAGAUGGAAAACCAAGCGCAUUCAUUGAAGUGACAUCCUAUACAGAAGAACAUAUCAAUCAAUACUGGCCUUUAUCUGACUAUCCCAAUGAAUCGUAUGAAACUUUGAAUUUGACUAGAAGUUUUUCAUCGUGGAAAGAAUAUUUGGAAGCACGUAUCCAACGAGAUAUAUAUGUCAUUGACACUCAUCAAUCGUGUGUUUCUCUUCGUACAUCAUUUCGUUCUCGUCUUCAAAAAUUAUUAACACAAUCGAAAGUUAUACAAGAGAACAAAGGUUAUAUAGCACAUCGAGACUUACAUUUUGCUAAUCUUCUUUGGUCUACUGAAACUAACUCUAUUAGUGGAGUAUUGGAUUGA
Molecule: messenger RNA, 822 nt
Organism: Rotaria sordida
Lineage: Eukaryota; Metazoa; Rotifera; Eurotatoria; Philodinida; Philodinidae
Source: the annotation of a GenBank genome assembly